AUGGAGCUAACAGGUAUAAUCUUAUGGAACUUUUGGAAUAAUAGAAAUGGCACUAUUUUUUAUGUUGCAUAUAAGGACUCCCUCAACAUUGUAUCUCUCUCCAUUUCAUAUCUUCAGCAAUUUCAUGAUGCUCACUUGUCAAUUCUAGACCCGUCUCCUGCCACAAGAAGGUCUCACUCUCAUCAACCUCAAUGGAUUAAGCCAUCUAACGGUUAUUGCAAAGCAAAUUUCAAUGGAGCUAUCUUUCCCAGCAAUGCGUCAUCCGACAUUGGAGUGGUGAUCAGGGAUGAUCAAGGGCUUUUUAUUGCAGGCUUUACACAAAAAAUCUCUAGGCUUAUGGAUCCAUCAGUAGUGGAAUCUCGUGCUGCUAAAUAUGCAAUGAAACUUCUUCACCGGUUGAAUAUACAAGAAGUUGUUCUUGAAGAAGACUCUCAAAGCGUCAUCAAACUAAUUGAAAACUUUGAACCAGAUGAUUCUCACUCUGGUAUUCUUAUUGAAUAUGUCAUUUUUUGCUUGCAUAAUUGCUUGGCUGGGGAGGUUUCUUGGGUUCCUAGAAAUAACAAUAAGGUUGCUCACCUUUUAGCCAAGCAUGCAUUAUCAAUUUCAGAUUAUUGUAUGCGGAUUGACUCUCUACCUUGUUUUGUUAUCUCUACUCUUGAAGCAGAUUUAGUUUGA
Coffea eugenioides is the source of this 675-nucleotide messenger RNA. RefSeq lists its product as uncharacterized. Gene Ontology annotation, molecular function: nucleic acid binding; RNA-DNA hybrid ribonuclease activity. The transcript has a single exon. Lineage: Eukaryota; Viridiplantae; Streptophyta; Magnoliopsida; Gentianales; Rubiaceae. Bases 1 to 675 code for a protein of 224 amino acids. The record is from RefSeq and is a predicted model, not a curated record.